Rhizophagus irregularis DAOM 181602=DAOM 197198 is the source of this 699-nucleotide messenger RNA. RefSeq lists its product as uncharacterized. Lineage: Eukaryota; Fungi; Glomeromycota; Glomeromycetes; Glomerales; Glomeraceae. The record is from RefSeq and is a predicted model, not a curated record.
AAAAUAUUAAUUUACUUAUAAAAAAGUAGUAUUUAUUAAUUAUGAUGUUCGUACAAAAUUUAGGAUUUUUGAUAAUUUUAUUAUCUGUUAUCAAUACUUCCUAUUCAUAUCCCGAACAUAGAGUAGCGUUUAAUCCACGAGGAUAUACUGAGGGUUUAAAUAAAAUAUGCAUUCAUUGGUACGAUUAUCAUCAAAAUGAGAUAUCGAAUGAAUGUAACAUACCAGUUGGAGGCUCUUCGUCAAAGACAUCUCCAGUUUGGUCAAUAGGAUAUAAACUCUCUAUACAUACAGAAAGUGGUACAAUUCAUAAUGGACCAUUUUUUUGGUGGGAUGGCUGGGUAAAUGGGAUAUAUUGUAACGAUAUACAUAUUCAUUUAAAAGAUGCUGGUUUUGUUAUUAAAGAUUCUUUUAAUAUGGCUAUAGUUUAUGAUAAAUGUUUCUGGGAAUAAUAAAUCAGAUGAUUGAUUACUAUUGGAAGAAUUCACAGUAGUAAUUGUAUUUGUUCUAGUAAUAUAUCCUGUAGUUGAGAUAACAGAAGGUAUUUUUCUUAUUAAGUAGAAAAACAAAUAGUUUAAUUUUCUGUAUAGAAAUAUUUGAAAUCAAAUCAAUUAUUUAUAUCUAUUAUAUAAAUUACCUGACUUGUUAUUUGUGUUUGUGAACAGGUUAUGAUUUAUAAUCUUGUUAUAUGAUUUAUAAUUU